UAUAGAGAUGUUCACCCUCAAGCCCAAGAGUUCCGCCGACUACGAGGCAAUGACGAUCUUCGGGGAUCGCGUUGCCUUAAUUCCUUAUUCCAAAGACUUGGUUCCGUCUUAUCAUGAAUGGAUGAAGGAUCCUUUCCUGCAGGAGGCAACGUGCUCAGAGCCCUUAACCCUAGAAGAGGAAUACGAAGCUUGGGCCGGAUGGGUCUCAGAUCCGAACAAACUGACGUUUUUGAUUGCGAAACGAUGUGGAAAGAGGCAGGUGGAUGCGUCUUUUCCCUCCAGCAGCUCUACUUCUUCGUGGUCGUUUCCAUUUGCGCCAGUGACGAGGGCAGAACAGAUCAGAUCGCUGCGGAAGGAGCAAAUAACGGGAAGCAGAACAAUUAGUUUUUCUACCAAAACUUUUGAAGACAGUUCUUCUGACGGCACGACCUCGAAAGCGAGAAAAGCGAGUUCUGCGGACGUUGCUUCAAUACCAUAUACAAGGCUGAUAGCAAAUAAACAAGGUGAAGAUACAGCAACCCCCAGCGAACUAGGUCUUUCUCUCGCCAGCGAGCCACUAAUCCCAUGCGGUGACGUAAAUAUGUUUGCCUGCGACGACGACAUAGCAGAGGUCAACGUGAUGCUAGCGCAUGCCGACUCUCGACGAAGUGGAUUAGCCAACGAAGCCAUUCGCCUGUUCCUGUCCUAUGCCUAUACAGAACUCAAAGUCAAGCGGUUUCGAGCGAAGAUAUUGGAGGAUAACGAAGCAUCCAUAAAGUUUUUCAGUGAUAAAUUAGGUUUUAGCUUGGAAUGUCGCAAAGAAGUCUUCGGAGAAGUUUGGUACCGGUUAGACGUUGAUGAGGCACCUUCAGCUACAUCUUCUACCACAUCUUCUCCCGCAAAAGCUCCUACUGGACCUGAAUCGACGAUGGAAGGAACUUCGCUUGGUGUAAAACCACACAACUAGUAGACUAGAUCAUGAAGCCCGCCCGCCAGGCCGAUGAAUGAUCACGACCCUUAGCUACAAUUCCUUUACAUUCUACCCAGCGACAUGAUCGGAAUCGUCCCCUUCCUAGUAGUACCCAAACCCUUUUUUACCCGACGUCGAAGCCUAGUCAGAAAAUAGGCUGAGCUUCAUGUCUCGUCUAGAAACAACGAAUAGUCGAG
This is a messenger RNA of Amoebophrya sp. A25, 1146 nucleotides long. Lineage: Eukaryota; Dinophyceae; Syndiniales; Amoebophryaceae. The record is from the annotation of a GenBank genome assembly.